Molecule: messenger RNA, 1289 nt
Organism: Phalaenopsis equestris
Lineage: Eukaryota; Viridiplantae; Streptophyta; Magnoliopsida; Asparagales; Orchidaceae
Product: mitogen-activated protein kinase kinase kinase ANP1-like
Biological process (GO): protein phosphorylation
Molecular function (GO): protein kinase activity; ATP binding
Source: RefSeq, a predicted model, not a curated record
CAGCCACUGUCUCCCUCGCCGCCGCCGCUGCAACAGGGGACAUAUUCGCCGUUAAAUCAGCUCCACUCACCCACUCUGCUCCACUGCAGCGCGAGCAGACCAUCCUCGCCUCCUUAAACUCUCCCUUCAUCCUCUCUUCCCUCGGCUUCGAAGUCACCAAAGAAACCAGCGGCGCACUUUUCUAUAACCUAUUCCUCGAAUACGCCGGCGGCGGCUCCCUCGCCGACGAUAUCAAGCGGCGAUCCGAUCCCCUUAAAGAAGCGGAAAUCCGCUCGCGGGCACGAGAUAUCCUCAUCGGACUUGCUCAUCUCCACAACUCCGGCGUCGCACACUGCGAUCUGAAGCCGGGGAAUGUCCUGAUUGGAUCUGACGGUCGCGCUAAAAUUGGCGAUCUGGGAUGUGCGCGGUGGAUCGCCGCUGGCGAGAGGGAGAUCAGGGGAUCGCCGAUGUACAUGUCGCCGGAAGCGGUGAGAGGAGAGGAGCAGGGGUUCCCUGCCGAUAUAUGGUCGUUCGGUUGUACGGUGAUUGAAAUGGCUACCGGUCGGCCGCCGUGGCCGGAUGUCACCGAUGCUGUGGAGGGAAUUAAUCGAAUUGGAUUUUCCGGCGAAGUGCCGGUAAUUCCGGAUUGUUUUUCGGAUGAGGGCAGAGAUUUUGUAAAUAAUUGCUUGAAGAUGAAUUCGACGGAGCGGUGGACGGCGGAUGAGCUUCUGCGUCAUCCCUUCGUCGAAUGCUCAAAUUCUUCCUUGAAUUGCGCGGAUUUGAGUUGGGUUUCGCCGAAGAGUACUCUGGAUCUGAGGGUAUGGGAGUUCAAUGAAGGAGAGGAGAUAGAAGAUGAAGAGGAAUUCUUGAAUAACCCGGCGCCCGGUAGAAUCGAAGAGCUCGCCUCAGGCUCUGCGGACCCAAAUUGGACUUGGGAUGGAGAUUGGGAAGAUGUUCGGAAAAUGACCGGAGAAUGCGCGGCGGAGACGGAGGUCGUGAUCGCUGUUACUGUUGCCGGCGGCGAGUUGGGUGUCGGCGAUUUCGUGAUUUUUGACGAGGAUGCUAGCACGAGCGGCGGUGAGGAAAUCGUGCGGGAUGAAUCGCGUGAAAGUUGGGGAUGGGAGAACGGGGAUGACGAGUUGAAUCGUCUUCGCCGCAAAAUGGGAAUUGUAGAUAGUGGAGUUACUGAUUCUUUGGGCUUUCUAAUUGGUUCUUUGCUUCGGUUUUUAGUUUGGCAUUUUGUUUUUGGAAUUUUUUGUCUUGUUUGAUUCUUGAUUUGAAUAGUGAAUAUUUGGUAGUUUAUACUUGAA